GAAAUUUGUGUCUUUUAGAUAACCCUUGUCUAAGGCCACUGAGCUCGCAUCACGCCAGGAUCCAAAAGGCGUUUGUUUUGACUUCGAGAAACAACUGUUUUCGCCCCAAAUAAGCUUUCAGGAUGAGCAAGGCACAUCCACCAGAGUUGAAGAAGUAUAUGGACAAGCGCGUCAUGACCAAGCUGAAUGGUGGACGCGUGGUCGAGGGAACACUAAGAGGCUUUGACCCCUUCAUGAACCUUGUGGUGGAUGAUGGGGUGGAAGUGCGCAGGAGUGGAGAUCGUGUCAGGGUUGGCUUUGUGGUCAUCCGAGGCAGUAGCAUCAUCAUGCUUGAAGCCCUGGAUCGGAUAUCGUAGUCUUGUACCCAAAUAAUAUUAAACUUUAAGUUAGGAUCUUAGAAAGAUGUAAUUCAGCUUAAGUUUUGAUUAGAAGCAGCCAUUCUUAUAUGUGAAGAAUUAUUUAGUUUUUCCGAAGAAUUUCCAGUUUUUUCCUGGAAUUAUUAUGUGAAUGUGUUUUCAGUAAAAUAAUGAUUUUG
This is a messenger RNA of Penaeus monodon (black tiger shrimp), 535 nucleotides long. It is a transcript of the gene SNRPG, whose product is annotated as small nuclear ribonucleoprotein G-like. Bases 123 to 356 code for a protein of 77 amino acids. Gene Ontology annotation, molecular function: RNA binding. Gene Ontology annotation, biological process: mRNA splicing, via spliceosome; spliceosomal snRNP assembly. The transcript is spliced from 3 exons. The record is from RefSeq and is a predicted model, not a curated record. NCBI's taxonomy places the organism in Eukaryota, Metazoa, Arthropoda, Malacostraca, Decapoda, Penaeidae. Gene Ontology annotation, cellular component: spliceosomal tri-snRNP complex; precatalytic spliceosome; P granule.